Messenger RNA from Alternaria ventricosa, 1311 nucleotides. RefSeq lists its product as uncharacterized. Lineage: Eukaryota; Fungi; Ascomycota; Dothideomycetes; Pleosporales; Pleosporaceae. The coding region runs from base 1 to 1311 and encodes 436 amino acids. The transcript has a single exon. The record is from RefSeq and is a predicted model, not a curated record.
AUGCCAGCAUUCCAAGGUGGCAUUUUCGGGGGCUCAAACCCUUUCCGCCCUGGUGGUGGCCGCACAGGUGGCGGUGGAGGCCGACCAAGCCAUCCCCAACCAGACCCAUAUGAUGACUACAACGACUCACCUCCCAUGAUGGGUGGCAUGCGCGGGCCAGGUCCCAUGUACAGCGGUGGAAUGGGCGGUCCCAUGACAGGCGGCCAGACACACUCCUACUCCUCCUACCAAGACUCCGACGGCAACAGACACGAAGAAGGUUACGGUCCAGGCGGUCCUUUCAGCAACUCCGUCCGUGGAGGAAUGGGCAUGGGACAAGGUCCGCCAUCUCAAGGACGCCCACCCCCAGGAAGUCUCCUAGGCGGGCGAAACACCGGACCAGGUGCUUUCUCCUCUUCUUUCUGGAGCGGCCCCAACCCCUUCCGCAGCAACGGCGCCAACGGCCCUCCAAACGGUCGCAGCGGACCCAAUACAGGCCCCCGCGACCCUUCCUUCAGAAUGGAAGUCGAGCCAGCACCGAUGCCCCAUUCCAACGGUCUCACGAGCGAAAAUACCGAACUCAUAGCCGACUUCAUGGCAGAGAACACGCAGCCCUUAGGCGGGCCCAUCACACCCCCAAAUGCAGAAUGUCCGAUUUGUCUGGAGCCGCCGAGCGCGUCGCACCUCUGUGUUCAGAUUAAGAAUAUACCCGGAUGUAAUCACCUUAUUGGGAGGCAGUGUCUGAAAGAGAUGUUGGUCAAUCGGCCGGAUGAUGCGAAGAAGUGUCCGAUUUGUCGCGCGGAGUUUCUGGGGGAAGAUGGGAUUUGGCAGGAUAGUGAGCAGUUUCAGCAGUUGGGACGGGGUGGUCCGCCUGGGUAUGGGGGUGGUCCUCCUCCUGGUUAUGGGGGCGGGAUGCCAACGCCGAGACCUGCUGGAUAUGGUGGUGGUGGACCUCCACAAGCACCUCGUCCGACACCUCGUCCAGCACCACCCAGCUAUGCCACUGCAGCUGCUUCACCAGCGCCUCCAGGUCCCCCAAGCUACAUGGCAGCACCUCGUCCACCUCCAGCUCCCCGUGCUGCUCCUGGACCUAGUCCCCACGCCGCCCCCCCAGGUCUUCGCAACGCGAUGCGUGGUGGAGCCAGAGUUCAUGGCAUGGGCGAUGUUGGUAGAGGACGCGGCAACGAGCAAGACGACGACGACGGUGGCAUGCAAGGUGGUUCCCCAAUGAUGAGCCAGGACAGGUGGCCACCUGAGCCACGCGAACCAGAAAGCAACUUUGGUGGCCGUGGUCAACAGCUUGGAUACAUGGAUGAACGGCAGCUUUGGUAG